Molecule: messenger RNA, 6589 nt
Organism: Branchiostoma floridae (Florida lancelet)
Lineage: Eukaryota; Metazoa; Chordata; Leptocardii; Amphioxiformes; Branchiostomatidae
Product: poly(A)-specific ribonuclease PARN-like
Exons: 24
Coding region: 169-1866 (565 amino acids)
Biological process (GO): nuclear-transcribed mRNA poly(A) tail shortening
Cellular component (GO): cytoplasm; nucleus
Molecular function (GO): RNA binding; metal ion binding; poly(A)-specific ribonuclease activity
Source: RefSeq, a predicted model, not a curated record
AUGUCGCUCGUGCACUGUGCGUAAACUUUCAACUUUCAACUCCAGGGGUCACGAUGCAGCAAGUAAGGAGAAGUCCCCGGGAAUCCUGAACGUCUAUCAUCAACUCUCUUCACAACCCAGAUACCGACUGGGAUUUCCUAGCGUUUGCUGUGAAGUUCCUUUGUCAACAUGGAGAUCACAAGACACAACUUUAAGCAGGUGAUAGACCAGGUGUCAGAAGCUGUGGAUGAAGCUUCAUUUCUGUGCAUUGAUGGAGAAUUCACAGGUUUGAACAAUGGUCCAGCUCUACAUGGGUUCGACACACCUCAAGAACGAUACGACAAACUUAGAAAGGGCUCUUUGGAUUUCCUCUUUGUCCAGUUCGGACUGUGUGCUUUCAAAUAUGAGACUGAAGAAUCCAGGUUUGUGGCCAGACCGUUCAAUUUCUACAUCUUCCCUCGACCGUUGAACCGAAAUGCUCCGGACUGCCGAUUUCUGUGCCAGGCCUCCAGUUUGCAUUUUCUUGCUUCUCAGGGGAUGGAUUUCAACAAAGUCUUCAGAGAUGGCAUUCCGUACUUGUCUCCUGUUGAUGAGCAGCAGAUGAGAGACACCCUGGACCAAAAACACGCCACACAGCAGCUGCACUCCCCUCCCUUCACUAGUGGUACAUCCCAGACCUCCGACUCCAGCAGAUCCAUCCAGGUCCCAGCUGAACACAAGGACUUCAUUCAGCAGACUCUCACCAGAAUACAGUCCUUCAUAGACAGUGAGGAGGAGAGUCUUCAGUUGGAGCCCUGCAAUGCAUAUUUGCGAAAGCUGAUCUACUCAACAGUUAAAAACAAGUUUUCAUCUUCUGUUUAUCUGGAAACCAAAGUAGGAGAGCAGAACCAACACUACUUCAUUGAAGUCAGCAAAGCAAAUGAGGAAGUGCUGAAAAAGAGAGGAGAGGAAAAAAGACAACAAGAACUGGAUGAACUGGACGAUGCUGUUGGGAUGUCUAAAAUCAUCAGGAUGAUUUGUCAGUCGGGGAAACUUGUCAUUGGUCACAACAUGCUACUGGAUGUUCUCCACCUUGUCCAUAAGUUCAGCUACCCACUGCCUCAGGAAAUAGAUGAGUUCAAGUCUCUUGUAAACUGUCUCUUCCCAAGAUUACUGGACACCAAACUGAUGGCCAGCAUGCAUCCAUUUAAGGAACUUGUCUCUAACACUACUCUGGGAGACCUGGAGGCUACUUUAGGGAAAGAACCAUUCAAAGUGCCUGUCAUAGUGUUCCCUGAAGACUUCCCAGGCUAUGAGACAGCCCAGGAGCACCAGGCUGGGUAUGAUGCCUACAUCACGGGGAGGUGCUUCACUAUCAUGGCCAACUACUUAGGUAAAUUCAAGUCCCAGUCCAAACCUGCACUGCCUGGAUCAGCACUUUUGGAGCCUUUUGUGAACAAACUCUACCUGAUGAGAGUACAAGACAUUCCAUACGUCAAUCUUACAGGACAGGACUUAAAACCCAACAGAGACCAUGUCUUCCAUGUGACCUUCCCCAAGGAGUGGAAGUCUAACGACUUGUACCAACUCUUCCGACCAUUUGGACCAAUCUACAUUGCCUGGAUUGACGAUGUUUCAGCUUUUGUUGCUCUGAAUAAGAAGGACCAGUCAGAUCUGGCCUACAAAAUGCUAUGUGAGGGAGUGAGCUACCGAGUAAGGCGGUACGGAGAUCACAAAGAUCCAAACACUUCUCAUGGGCGGAAGAGACCCCUGUCACUCCCAGAGACCUUUGCACCUUGGAACGGGGAAGGAAAAAGGUUAAAGGUCACCAGUUCGGAUGUGGGCAGGUCAGUUAUUCUUUAUAACAUCUUGAAAAUGAUAAUGUUUCUGAAAAGACAAAAUCAAUAAAGAAUAAUGAAUCAACUAUGAUUGUGCUACUACAGUAACUGUAAACUUAGACAAUGACAAGAAAAUGAUGUGAAAGAUUCGUUGGCAUGAGGCAACAUGCUGGAAAUUAACAUUUAGUACUUUUGGCUCGAGUUGUAUCUCUAGCACACAGGACAUAGUAUCACUAUGCUAGUUUCUGCGCCAGUAUCAAAAGUAUAUAAUUUAUCAGAUUUAUGACUUUUUCUUUUACAAAAGUACAUAUUCUUUAUCCAAUGUUUGCUUUCCUGUUGUUCAUACGUUUUGUACCAUUGUUUGGACAUUUGAAGCUGUAUACAUGUUAAUUGGAUUUAAGCUGUUCCUUUGUUGAUUGGCUGUUCCAAAGAAGAGUGUCACCAGUGACCCAGCGGUGCAUCACCACCAUCCUGGAGGAGGCAGAGGACAAACCCACUACUGAGGCAGGGGGGGAGGGGGAGGAACAUCCGGAGGAAGAUGGGGAUGAAGAUGAAAAUGGGGAUGAAAUGAAAGAAGAAAAGUCGGAAGAGAAAACAAAUGAAGCUCCAAAGGCAUUGUUUGAGGAGCCUGAGGCAUGGUGAGGGGAACAGCUGGUAUAGCAGGCUUCACAGCAGAAGAAGAGAACAGCUGUACAGCUGUUGACUUGGAACAGCAGUGUGAAGUUUUUCCACAGCUAGUGAAAGAAUCAUUAUGAAUACCCUGUGAAAAGAUGUUAGGGAUGAUUCUAAACACAGCAACUUAAGGCUGGUGAGGAAACUGAUUUAAGACAGCUGCUGUGUAACUGGUGAAAGGGCUAGUUAGGACUGUACCAAAUUACCUUCUUGGUGGGGGAGUUACUAAGCAGUCUACACAGUAGAUGGUAAAGGAAAUGUGGAGUGUGACAUUUGUCCCCUUUUGGUAAGUGGAACAGUCUUUGAAACAAUCAUUUAUGGCUCUACACAAAUCUGCUGGCCUGGUUUAGUACAUAUUGUUGUGGUGGGGAAAAACCUAAAAGUCCCUCCAAGACGACAACAAUUGAGUGUUAUGAAUAUUUAUGUUUUUCUUUUUGUUACAGCCCUAUAUUUUUUAGUAUUAUUGUCAUCAUAGUAUGUGCUUAAUACAUGUAUGGACCAUCAGAUUUUGUACUUUGAUAAAUAUAAGGUUUUCUUGUAACCAUGAGAGGCAGUGAUGACAAAGGCUCCACCCACGAGGUGGCGUCAAAAAGUUUUACAUUUGUCAUAUUGUGGACUGAUAUGUUCAGUUUACCCAAUCAAGUUUCAGACAAAUUUACACAACACUGUUUAAAGACACCGUGUUAGAAAAGAAGUUCUUUACAACCAAAUCAAUCAACAUUUAAUCAACCAUUUCAACAAUUUUUGUUUAUUAACACUGGAAAUGAUACUUUUUAUGGUCGCAAGAAUCAGGUUGUUGGAAAUUUACUGUCAAAUAAAAGCACAAUCAUCUAUAUGUUACAUGGAAUAAGAACAUAUUUGUAUGGCAAGACAGAACAAUAAACAUUGAUGGUGGACAGUCCAGUGUCAGUCGUCCUUACAAUAUUGUAGAAAUAUGCCAAACCGAGUAUUUAUGUACUACAAUUCUAGGGUACAUGUCUUCAAUAAUAUCUGCAUUAAAUAGCAAUGCAGGUACAAACAUUACUACACAAUUUAGUCAAUAUACCACAUUUGACUAACACAUUCAAGGCUGCAGUUUCCAAAAAAGCCUCGAGGUGUCACUGCAGUUCCAAGGGAAGUUUCUGAAAUUACAAUACUCUGGUAAAUUCAACGGUUUUUGAAUGCUUGGUUUCAUAGGAUACUUCCUCAAUAUGCCACCGUUUCACUUUAUCUUUUUUCCAUAAUCAAACGAUGAGAUAAUAAAAAAGAUGAACUCUUUAAUAUUGUUUUGUUUUUUUCAUUUCACACAAGGAAGGCUGCGGGUAUGACCACAUGUUCUUUUCUACACAUAAUUUUAGCAACAAAGGAAUAAGGUGGGUUAGAUCUAUUUCUAGGCCGACUUCUCCCCAUAGACCAAUACCUGACUGAAGACGAAAGCCAAAGGGUAACCACUGUUUUAAACCAGAUAAUUGUGAAUGAGCCAAAAAAUAGUUGCAAUGGUUACAAAACCCAAUAAUGUCCCCGAACCCUUGUUUCAACUUGUUCCAAUGUUUGCGUGUGCUCUCCUUGCCGCUAAUGAUGAAUAAAAACCAUGACCCUAAUUGGUGUGUCUUGUAAGGAACAUCAGAAUUAGGUCAAAUCACACCAAGAAGUGACCAUGGUCGAGAUAACAGUAGAAAAUCCUGAUGUAGCCAUAUACUUGAUGUGACACUAGCCAUGGUGCUGAAUUUGAUGCUGCUGCCAAUUUGUAGCACUUCAACGGAAGUCUGCUUCUUUUAAUGUUAGUGUGCAUCGGUUGCAAUAACUAAGCAAUAGUAUUUACAAACUAUGAUUACAAAGCAUCCUCUCUGUGUCUGUGUUUGCUUGUCUGUUUUGCAAAAAAAAACUCUUUAGGAUUGGAAAUAAGACAAGAAGUCAUUGGCCCUUUGUGGGAGUGAUACGUUAACGUCUCGCUUCCUUGAAAUUGUUUCGAUUAAAGACAAGUGCGUGCCAUAAAGGCAAUCCAGCACCAAAACAUUACAAUAAGAGCCCGUACCUACCACAGGUGUGUUCCUAGGGACCUAAAGAUAAAGUAGACCUUCUCCCGCAGGUGUAAAAGCUUUUAAGGAGUGCAGAGACCAUAGCUGGGUCAGCAGCCUUAAUCUGCCCUGUGAGGGUUGUUAUCGACUCUCCAGGACUGGCCUUGCUAUAUCUGGCUACAGGAAAUGACUGGAAUGUGUUCUCAGGAGAUAGGUGGAUGAUACGUGAUUGCAUCUCUCGUGGUGCGUGUCCCAAGAAGGGGUUAACGUUGCAUCUUUAAGUAGCCUGGUAUCUAUCCUAGCUCUAGAUUGGACCUCUGAUUGCUUCUCUACAAUAUAAUUUGGCACCAAUGUGCACAUAAAGACUUCUGCUUCUUACGUUGUUAGAUACAUGUAGCUUGGAUAUAAAAUAUUUGUCAUAAGCAGUGUAAAACAAUGGUUAAUUUCCGAACACCCAUUACCAUUCUGUUACAAAAAAAAACGUGCAAAUGGGAACAUAUCAGACCACUAUAAUUCACUUCUUUAGAUUGUACGUCUUUUAGGUUGGGCAAGUCAUGAUAGAAAUAGAAGGCUGAAAGGAGAGAUCAAGAUAAAACAGGUUCAUGGUCAAACUUGAAUUCUUAUUUCACGUUGAUGAUUAUUCCAGCUCAGCAAUACUUUUACAUCGGUAUGGUGUUAGGAUGCUGUUAUAAAACAGCCCCAUCCCAUAUUUCACACAACUUUUGAAUACAAGUACCUGAAAACGUCUCUCAUAUCUAUUUAUCAACUACAUGUAUUGCAGUUUUCUUUCACUACUUUGUAUCAGAAGAGGUUUUUGUAGUUGUUAUUCUAUUCCUUGUAAUUGUAUCGAUGUUUGCAUAAGAAUCAUUCUAAAGUGCACAAUUAAGCGUCUUCUCCUAUAAGACGCCAUGUAUUUUACUGUUCUUGCUUUGAACAAAUAAACCAAUUAUUAGUAUAUAUAUGUAAGCUUUGUGAAGAAUUGCAUGUCAUAUGUGAGACAUGUAAAAUGUACCUCCCAGAUGAUGAUGUCCAUUAUAUGUGAUCCCCAAAUUCAUGUACCCUGUUUCAUGUCCCUCAAAGGAGCAUGACUGGAAUCCAGAACAAUUUAGAGAGAUAAAAAUAAAACAGGUUCAUGGACAACCAUUAUUUCAUAAGCUGAUAAGUGAUAAAACCCAUUCAACUAAAAAACAUUGCGCAUCUCAGGUGUGUGAUUUAAUGUGUGUACUUUCCUUCCCUACUACAACUGACAAUAUUCUAAAGACUGUUUUCACAUACAAUUGUAUAAUUCCAAUCUACUAUACAUUUGUGGCACACUCAGUUGUUUUGUAGAUAUCCAUGUGUUGUAAGAACAAGGAAAAGGAAUAAUUCAAACUUUUGUGUCACAAAAAUACAGGUUUGCGUUAUAGUUUGAUUGGUAAUUACAAUCUUCCAUCACUGAUAUACAGUCAGACAGAUCUUGGGUUUUCCUCCCUGAGUAUUACAGUCUGAUGUUACAUCACAUACUACUCAUCUUCAACAUGAAGCAAAUAUUGCACUAACAAUAUACCGUUAUACAUGUAUAUCUUUGGGCAGAGAUUGCAAUCUGGGUGAAUUCUUGAUUCUGCUGGUAUCCUUGAUUCUCCCUAUAAGAGACUCCAAUUGAGAUGCUACAUUUAGGAAUGUGUUAGGGUGAAUUCCAAUUCAUAAAUCCAGAGUUUCUAGUCAUUCCAUCAAUCUGAAGUGACACAAACCGAAGUUGAAAAGUUCUACCUUCUUGGUGAAUUGAUCUUAAAAUUCAGUCUCCACUUGGGAAAUCUACCGAUGCAGAAUGGCCCAUUCCUUUGGUAAGGAUCCUGAUAUUUAUCUCUACUGAGAGACUUUGAUCUAGAAUUUGGCACUUAUCCAAGAUUGCAAUCCAUACACUAACACUGACACGUAUACAAAAUUUACAACAUCACAAUAUGUACACUGAUGCAAUGGUAGAGUUAAUGUCAGAUUAUAAAUCAGCUAUUCUAAAGUGGGGAACAAGAAUUUCCCCCAAUAUUCUGUAAUUUUUUAGGAUUUUUGUGUUUAUCAAAGUGAAAAAUCAUGACCACUUUGUCAUCUUGACAGUCAAAAUUAAUGUCUAAUAUGACAAAAAAAAAA